AUGGAAAACCUUCAUAGUUCCUUGAAAGCUUCAAAGCACAAGUCCUUGAACUACAGCGAUUCGUCAAUCAAUAUAAAGGAUUUUGUUGGCCGUCGUUAUCAGAAGUUGCGACUGACUGCAAUCUCCGAUCCGUACGCUUCCGAUGGCUCAAAAUCUCCAUCACCGCCGAAGUAUCUCCAUUCCACCUCGCUGGCGACAGCCUUCAAUAAGUACUUCUCGCCGCUGGCGGCGAUUGAGAACCUGGAGUCACCACCGGUGAAGCUCGAGAAGGAUGUGCUGGUGAUGGACGAAAGUUCGGUACGGAAGUUUAAUAAAGGCGGCCGUAGCGGAGGAAUUAGGGGUAGGUCACUGCCGAUAUCAUCUGAAUCCGGCGGCUGCAGGGAAAUUGAGAGCAUUACUGGUAGGAGCUUUGACUACAGAACUGAAAUGUGUCCGUUUUGGGAGGAUUCCGGUAUAUGCCGAUUUGGUUCCAAAUGCCAGUUUGCUCACGGGAAAGAAGAGCUCCGUCCUAUUCAUUUCUCAGGCAAGAAUAAAUUUGAGGCACCGAGCAGCAAAUCAUCCAACAGUUCAGGUGGAUCAGGAUCGUCACAUGGCUCAAAGUUCCUCUUUGUUCAUCACAAAGUCAAACCAGCAGUAGAAUUCCUCUCUCCACCACUGCCAAUACCAAUGGCCUUACCAACAUUAUCCACCAAAGUAGAACAAACAUCUGGUGCCGUUGGGAGAACUAGAACCUCAAUUACUGCAUUCACGAACUCAGAUUGGACUCCUCUUGACGAUGGUAUAGCUGUCUCUUUAUCUUCUGGUUCGUUUGAGGAAAAUAAUCCCUCAAAAGAAGACGUGGAUGCUUACAUACGGAGGGGCCUCUAUGUUAUCCAUUCAAGGAAAAGAUUGCCAGUGUUUCUGGAAUUCUGCCAGGAGUAG
Fraxinus pennsylvanica is the source of this 921-nucleotide messenger RNA. NCBI's taxonomy places the organism in Eukaryota, Viridiplantae, Streptophyta, Magnoliopsida, Lamiales, Oleaceae. The record is from the annotation of a GenBank genome assembly.